GUCAGUCCCAGCAUGAAUAGACACACAGUAGGAGUGUAGUUUACUGGAAGGAGGAGGACAGGGGUGUAGUUCAAGAUGUCCUGCACUGGCGCAACGAUCAUUCUUAUCAUGAAAGUGUGGUUUUGAUAUAUAUUUUUCUCACCUCACACACAUUUCGCGGGAAAAUGUUCUGUGGCGCUGAGGGAAACAUCUUGGGACCGCCUGCCUCUGACGUUCCUCAGUGGCACUCUUGUGUGGUAUAGCAGGGUUACUUUCGGAUUAGUAAAAAAAAAUGCGAUUCUUUCUUCAGAGCAAUGACCGAGUUGCUACGGAGAAACCUAUGUCCUCUCACCAUCAGACAGCGCGCGCGCAGCCUAUUACAAUGGGGGCAGAUAAGGUAAACAUAUUUUAAUUUUAUUUUUCCUAUCUUUAUAAUAAUGCAACACGUGCUUUAUUUUGUUACACGUGCUUUAUUUAGUCAACUGUAUAUUCUAAACAUAGUCCAUUGCCCCAAAGACUCAUUCUAUGUAUUUUUUUUAUAGGCUAAGCCUUGGUAGCUCUAAUUGGUUUUAAAAACGAAUUGUUUGAAAUGACCAUUUUUGCAAAUAAUUCCUAAAUGCUGUGCUAUUGCAAUUGUACAAUAAGCUUUCCAGUGUUUGUUGUCUGAGGGAAGUAGCCUAAAUUGUGUAUAUUAUAGAAUACAUGUAUGUAUCCAAUUUUAGCUUCUUCUAAUGCAACUAUCUUAUUAAACAUCAUGUAGGCUAUACUGAGAAAAAAACUAAAUGCUGUGCUGUGGACAGUAUUUAGCCAGAGUAUAUAUAUUGUGGACAGAUUUCAGCUUGGAGACCAAUGCGACAACAGGUGCAAGGUUUGGAAAGAGUUGUCUAUAUUGUUAAGUGGGUAAUAUACAUUUUCUCCAGCUUUUAAAAUAUUACACUGUCCAAGCAGUCAUUGUCCAAUACCUCUGCAAGUGAGUAUGGUGGAAUAAUUAUUCUAUGGGCGUUUAGGACAAGAAGUAGGAAGUCAAACUAAGUCAAUGUGCCAAUGCAUUCUUUUUGUGGUCUCCCAGUCAAUUUGAGUUUUUCUUAGUGGGCCAAGUAAUGCACUCAGGGAGCCAGUCUCUGGUGUAUUGGUCUAUGAAAGAUUGGUCUAUGACUGAAUAGGUUGACUGGCAUUGAGCUAUGAACUGGUUCGGAUUUAGUCACUCACACACACACACACACACUUGCCUCAAGCAAGUGGCUCUUUGGAAAGCCGAUUAGAUACUGCUGAAAUUAAACCCACAUGAAUUGGAUCUCUAUACUCAUUGCUGACUCACAGCACAGGAGUGCCUUCAGUUAGACAUUACCUCCAAGGUCUGAUUGCUGCUAAUUGUGCUGUAAUGUUUGUGGUCUGCAGUCAAUAUUGUGCCGAAAAGCUCCCCGCUGCCAGAAUAUCCACCCCUCCCCUUCGCAUGAGUCCCCCCUUCAAGCAAGUUGCAGCAAUGAAGAACUGAGUGUGUGCGCGUUCACGCGAAGGGGGGGAGAAUUCUGGAAGUGGGGAGCUUUUCGGCACAACACCAGCACUGGUGGAGAAAGUUAGGAUAUGCAUCUUGGUGGUUCUUGAAAGUCAGGACACUUCUUGUCCGGCAGGGAAACCUUAUUAUAGAUUUUGUUGCAUUAUUUGAGCUUAAAAUGUACAUUUACCAACCUGUUAUAAGGAAAAAUAUUUGUUCUGGGAAUUUUCGAAAUACUUAUUAAAUUCCAUGUCGGCUCUAUGACUGGAAAUGACAUUGUCCGGAGCAAAGGAUCCCAAUUUUCAAACUCUCCAAAUGGAUAUUACCUGAAAAAGGAUAUUAUGUAGUUUCUUGCAAUAGCCCUAUCUGAAUUCAAAGAAUAUUUAUUUCAAAACUGUGAUUCCAAAAUGUGGUCAACUCCGUUAGAUUGUCUAGUAUCCUCAAUGAAUAAUACAUGAGCAGGGUCAGCUAUACCAUAAGCACUGACCCCUUAAUGUCCUCAUUACGUUUAAACUCAGCAAAAAAUAAACACCCCUUUUUCAGGACCCUGUCUUUCAAAGAUAAUUCGUAAAAAUCCAAAUAACUUCAAAGAUCUUCAUUGUAAAGUGUUUAAACACUGUUUCCCAUGCUUGUUCAAUGAACCAUAAACAAUUAAUGAACAUGCACCUGUGGAACAGUCAUUAAGACACUAACAGCUUACAGACGGUAGGCAAUUAAGGUCACAGUUAUGAAACUUAGGACACUAAAGAGGCCUUUCUACUGACUCUGGAAAAACACCAAAAGAAAGCUGCCCAGGGUCCCUACUCAUCUGUGUGAACGUGCCUUAGGCAUGCUGCAAGGAGGCACGAGGACUGCAGAUGUGGCCAGGGCAAUAAAUUGCAAUGUCCGUACUGUGAGACGCCUAAGACAGCGCUACAGGGAGACAGAACGGACAGCUGAUCGUCCUCGCAGUGGCAGACCAUGUGUAACACCACCUGCACAGGAUCGGUACAUCCGAACAUCACACCUGCGGGACAGGUACAGAAUGGCAACAACAACUGCCAGAGUAACACCAGGAACACACAAUCCAUCAGUGCUCAGACUGUCCGCAAUAGGCUGAGAGAGGCUGGACUGAGGGCUUGUAGGCCUGUUGUAAGGCAGGUCCUCACCAGAUAUCACCGGCAACAACGUCGCCUAUGGGCACAAACCCACCGUCGCUGGACCAGACAGGACUGGCAAAAAGUGCUCUUCACUGAUGAGUCGCGGUUUUGUUUCACCAGGGGUGAUGGUCGGAUUCGCGUUUAUUGUCGAAGGAAUGAGCAUUACACCGAGGCCUGUACUCUGGAGCGGGAUUGAUUUGGAGGUGGAGGGUCCGUCAUGGUCUGGGGCAGUGUGUCACAGCAUCAUCGGACUGAGCUUGUUGUCAUUACAGGCAAUCUCAACACUGUGCGUUACAGGGAAGACAUCCUUCUCCCUCAUGUGGUACCCUUCCUGCAGGCUCAUCCUGACAUGACCCUCCAGCAUGACAAUGCCACCAGCCAUACUGUUCAUUCUGUGCGUGAUUUCCUGCAAGACAGGAAUGUCAGUGUUCUGCCAUGGCCAGCGAAGAGCCUAGAUCUCAAUCCCAUUGAGCACGUCUGGGACCUGUUGGAUUGGAGGGUGACGGCUAGGGCCAUUCCCCCCAGAAAUGUCUGGGAACUUGCAGGUGCCUUGGUGGAAGAGUGGGGUAACAUCUCACAGCAAGAACUGGCCAAUUUGGUGCAGUCCAUGAGGAGGAGAUGCACUGCAGUACUUAAUGCAGCUGGUGGCCACACCAGAUACUGUCUGUUACUUUUGAUCCCCCCCUUUUGUUCAGGGACACAUUAUUCAAUUUCUGUUAGUCACAUGUCUGUGGAACUUGUUCAGUUUAUGUCUGUUGAAUCUUGUUAUGUUCAUACACAUAUUUACACAUGUUGAGUUUGCUGAAAAUAAACGCAGACAGUGAGAGGACGUUUAUUUUUUUGCUGAGUUCAGUGCAACAAGACAACCCAUCGUCUGGAAAGUUCUCUACUUUUAAUAGAUUUAAACAAAUAUUGGAAUCCCCACUGCCACAUUUAAUUAGGUUUUAGAGUUAUAAAGCAACUGAGGAAAAACAAUCGCUACUUUGUAUACCAUUUGAAUAAGGACAUUUUUUAUUUGUCAACACUAAGACAUCAACUGUCAGAUUUUUGUCUAACAUCAACUCAUUCAGAGUGCUGAAAGUUAUAAUAAUGGUUAUUAGGGAUUUUCAAAUGAAUAAUUUUCCAUUUUUUACAAUGUUUGUAUACAACUUUUAUUUUUAGAGAAAAAAAUAUGUCUGAGUAUCUUUUCAACUCUGUCAGUGGCUUGUCAACUCCUUCACUGAUGGCUAACCCCCUUAAGAUAGAUUUCUUUUUUUGUGGGGAGGGGGACAAUAUUCUGAUUGUUUUUGUUUUAAGUACUGUUCGAUGCUUAAACUAUUGAACUAUUUAAUGUGCUAGACCUAAGGUAUAAUGCUUGCUUUAAAUGUUUUGUUUUCUAAAUCUAGAAAAACAUGCCCUGUAGCAUUUAAUAGUGCUAUAAAACAAAAAUACAUUUUGGAGAUUUGUAUUCCAAAUUUAAAUAAUCUGUUAGAAUUAAACAAACAAGGCCUUUAAACACUUGUUGGGCAAUAAUUGUAAAAAUGAAAUGCCUUUUCUGGUGUCUGACGGAGUUGAGAGAAAUCCAGUUAGUUGCAUUUUAUGAAAAAAGUAAAGAAUGAGGUUGUGGGGUUACAUGGUGUGAUAGCUGAUACUUUGAUCUGUCAAAAAUAUAUAUUUAAAUAUAUAUUUAAGGAAAAUAUUUGUGGGAAAAAAUGUCAGAUUGUCCAGUCUUUCAAGAGUCUGACCUACACAAUCCUCUUUAUGACCAUAACAUAAUGCCAGCCACAUCCUGCAGAAAGGACAGGGGGGUUCUGUUAUUGAUCUAACAUAUUCAUACUAGAAAUCCUAAUCCAAUAUCAAUCAGUAGCUAAUGUUCUGCAUUGGACCAUUAAGCAUUUUACAUCAAAAACAAACGUGUGUUUGUAAUUGGAUAAUUGCAGUUAGUACCACCCUUUUUCACUCUGCUUCAAAACAUUUGAUGCCUACUGAACACACCCCUUCCUACACUCAUCAGUAUCAGUUGUGAUGGUUUAUGGUUUUGUGUUGACUUAUAUCUCCAUCUGCAGAUGGGCCUAUUCAGACAUGUUAUGAGAACAAAGGUAAGAGCAGAAUAACUCUGAUGGAUAUUUUCAUUAUGGAAUAUUAUCACACAGGAAGGACCUGUGAGGGUAAUGAUGCAUUUUAAUAUUUCAUCACUACAUUCUUGAUUAUCAUAAUAUUGAUUUGAGAUGAGAGCUCCUUGUUCUUCAGCAGCACAUGUUACUACUCCAGGCAUGAGUACAGUACACCUUGAGAACAUGAUCAAAUGUUGUUUUUUAUAGUUAGUUUCUUGUAUUUUGUGUUGCUUUAAAGUGCUUUGAGAUUAUGUAAUGAGUAGUGCUAUAAAAGUUUAAUCAAUUAUCUUCCGUGUCCUGUUUCCAUGGUCACCGUGCUGUCUUCCCUCUGUAUUGACUGUCUUGUAUUUCUAAUAUACAGCCUCAGUAGUUCCAGUUUAGGUUGCCAAGGUUACAUGCAUAGGGCUGUUGGCAGGCUUACUAGUCACCUGGUAGCAAGGCCUGGCCAAUCGAUAACUAUGUAGGCCAGGCCAGCUAGUAGAGCACAGACCUCACCUGGCUGUGUCUGCCUGUAUGAUGAACCAGAGGUAAUUUCAUAUAGAACAGCAAAAGCUCUUGGGAAAUCACAUGAGCUAGUGUGUUGGAUUCAUCAUGCCUGAACAGAGCAAUGCCCUGUAUUUUAAUCAUGGCCACACAAUGAAUUAUUUUACAAUGUUACUCGUGUAAUUACAACGUUACUACACAGGUAUAAUUGAAUUUGAUUUCGAUAGGCUUAUCAUUAAGGUUAAUUACUUUUUUACAAAAGAGCAUAUGGCUGUGAAGUCAUGACUGGGAUGAUGUUAUCUUGAUCUCUUCUAUGUCCUGCAGGCCUGUUGUGUAGGGCUAGGCUAUGUCUGAAUUCUCCACCCUUCUCUUGAAGUGUGCACUUGCAUAGGAUUGGUGUAAGAAUUGGCAGGAGGCAGUUUCCUCCAUUGCUAAAUUAAUGCAAUAAAGUGUGUAAGUGCACACUUCAGGAGAUGGUUGGCCAAUCAGGACAUAGCCCUAGUCAGAGAAAGUGGAGAAAACUGUUCACUGAUCUCCUCAAUCCUCCUGAUGUCCCUCACAGGAGCACAGGAAAAUCACUCUAAUUGGUCUGGAGUUGUGGGGGAACACAAAACACACACACAGCAGAAAUGGAGAAGCUAUGGUGAUCAAAUCAAACUUUAUUUGUCACAUGCGUCGAAUACAACAAGUGUAGACCUUACAGUGAAAUGCUUACUUACAAGCCCUUAACCAACAGUGCAGUUCAAGUAGAGUUAAGAAAAUAUUUACCAAAUAAACUAAAGUAAAAAGUAACACAAUAGCGAGGCUAUAUACAGGGGGUACUGGUACCGAGGCAGUGUGCGGGGGUACAGGUUAGAGGUAAUUUGUACAUGUAGGUAGGGGUGAAGUGACAAUGCAUAGAUAAUAAACAGCGAGAAGCAGCAGUGUACAAAACAAAGGGGGGGGGGGGGGGUCAUUGUAAUUGUUUGUGGGCCAUUUUAUUAAUUGUUCAGCAGUCUUAUGGCUUGGGGGUAGAAGCUGUUCAGGAGCCUUUUGGUCCUAGACUUGGCGCUCCGGUACUGCUUGCCAUGCGGUAGCAGAGAAAACAGUCUAUGACUUGGGUGACUGCAGUCUCUGAGAAUUUUAUGGGCUUUCCUCUGACAUUGCCUAUUACAUAGGUCCUGGAUGUCAGGAAGCUUGGCCGAGUGAUGUACUGAGCCGUACACACUACCCUCUGUAGCGCCUUAGUCAGAUACAGAGCCGUUGCCAUAGCAGGCAGCGAUGCAAUGGGUCAGGAUGCUCUCGAUGGUGCAGCUGUAGAACUUUUUGAAGAUCUGGGGACCAAUGACAAAUCUUUUCAGUCUCCUGAGGGGAAAAAGGUUUUGUCGUGCCCUCUUCACGACUGUCUUGGUGUGUUUGGACCAUGAUAGAUAGUUGGUGAUGUGGACACCAAGGAACUUGAAACUCUCAACCCGCUCCACUACAGCCCCGUUGAUGUUCAUGGGGGCCUGUUCGGCCUGCCUUUACCUGUAGUCUGCGAUCAGCUUCUUAGUCUUGCUCACAUUGAGGGAGAGGUUGUUGUCCUGGCACAAUACUGCCAGUUCUCUGACCUCCUCCCUAUAGGCUGUCUCAUCGUUGUCGGUGAUCAGGCCUACCACUGUUGUGUCGUCAGCAAACUUAAUGAUGGUGUUGGGGUCGUGUUUGGCCACGCAGUCGUGGGUGAACAGGGAGUACAGGAGGGGACUAAGUACACACCCGAGGGGCCCUAUUGUUGAGGAUCAGCAUGGCAGACGUGUUGUUGCCUACCGUUACCACCUAGGGGCGGCCCGUCAGGAAGUCCAGGAUUCAGUUGCAGAGGGAGGUAUUUAGUCCCAGGGUCCUUAGCUUAGUGAUGAGCUUUGUGGGCACUAUGGUGUUGAACACUGAGCUGUAGUCAAUGAACAGCAUUCUCACAUAGGUGUUCCUUUUGUCCAGGUGGGAAAGGGCAGUGUGGAGUGCAGUAGAGAUUGGGUCAUCUGUGGAUCUGUUUGGGCGGUAUGCCAUUUGAUGCACAUGAAGUAGUAACUUCACCCUGAUUCCAAACACCUCACAGAUUACAAUAGAUUUCCUGUCUGAAUACUGCAGUGAGAGUAGUAUGUGUGUACUGCCAAUGUUUUUUUGCACACUUUUAUAAUAAGCAAAGAUGACACUUAUGAGUAAAACUUGCCAAUAGUUGCAACUGCAACAUACUGGUAUGUUAUUUCAAGAUGUGAGUGGCCAUUGCUAAUUCCAGUUGAGUUAAGAUUGUCACAGUCUGCUGGUGAAGCCUUGUUCUUAGAAUGAUAUAUUUAGACAUGGACUAUCAGAUUACUCUCAUUGUAUGUAUUUUCAUUUCAGGACAUUGACUUGUUGGGUUUUUUUCUCUUCCAGAGCUGAGUUGGAGAUAUGGCCUUUGUGUUGAGUCAACCUAACCAUGGGUCUCACAGCCUGGUAGUGUGUGGGUGCUACUACUAACAGAAAGGAACAUGGCAUUUGGGCCAUGUCUGGCAUGACGAUGAACAUGUUUAAGGUUGAGUCGGACUACAUUAACUGCACCAUCAGCCAUGAAAUCCACCAGUACCUGUUCUCUGGAGCCUACAUCCUGGUCCUUCUGAUCGGCGUGCCCACCAACGCCUUCUCCCUCUACCACGCCUGGCUGCAGCUGAGAGCCAAGAACGAGCUGGGGGUCUACCUGCUCAACCUGACCAUGUCGGACCUCCUCUACCUGGCCUCGUUGCCUCUCUGGCUGCAGUACAUCUUCCAGGGAGAUGACUGGAGCCAAACGGAGUGGCUGUGCCAACUGUGUGGCUUCCUGCUCUAUGAAAACAUCUAUAUUAGUAUAGGGUUCUUAUGUUGUAUCUCUAUAGACCGUUACCUGGCUGUGGUGUACCCGUUCCACUUCACAGCAUUCCGGAGCAUGCGAGCAGCUACAUUGGCCAGCGCGUUCAUCUGGCUGAAAGAGAUUGCCGUGGGCGUGGUCUUUUUCAGACACAAGGAACUAAGCACUGACCGCACCAACCAAUCGAUUUGCUUUGAGCACUACCCCAUGCAACCGUGGGAGUACCCAAUUAACUACUACCGUUUCUCCGUUGGCUUCCUGUUCCCCCUGGGCAUCCUGUCCGUGUCGUAUUUCAGAGUCCUGCGGGCAGUCAGGAAGAGCACUGGCACUCAGAGCGCCCAGAAGACCCGUAUCAAGCACCUGGUGACCAGCACCAUUGUCAUCUUCCUGGUAUGUUUCUCUCCGUACCACGUGUUCCUGCUGCUGCGUACAGUCUUUGAGAGGGACUGCCCCUUCAUCAUCAGUAUCUUCAACUACUAUCACUUCUCCCUGCUGCUCACCAGCUUCAACUGUGUGGCCGACCCGGCGCUGUACUGCUUCGUCAGUGAGAGCGCCCAGCAGGGGAUCCAGCAGGCCCAGGAGGCCUGUACCCAGGCCCUCUGCUGCAGCUGCCACAGGGGACAGCACAGCCCUGUUACCGCCACCACCACGGGGACAGACUCCAACGAGAAUGGGACAACAACCAUCACACCGCUGACACAGAACCAGACGAUCUAGCAGUAAUAUAAAUAAUACAUGGGUUUUAUAAAGUUCUUUGGAAGGACCUAAAGAUGCUUGAAUAGUAGUCUAGGAGCUGGAACCAGAUUUGGGUAAGAGGGAUGGUGGGAAAAAUACUGACAGUGACAUGGAACAUUCUGCAAUGAGAUUGUGAUGAUUGUCAUUCUGCGAUGAGAUAAGUGCUACAACAGUGUUUUAAGGUAUUGUUUUUUGUUUUUAAUUUUACCACGCUUUCUUUUGAGAUAGUUUUGAGUUCAAAACUAACUCUAUAUAGGCUAGCAAAUUUCUUCCUGUAACAUUUUGUUUCUAUCUCUCAUCACAUUAUUUAAUAUUAAUUCUCAGGUUUUUAAAUCCCAGACAGUGAUUUCAGGAGUGACUGACUUCAUACCUAUCAGAACAGAUCAGACAUAUCAACACGUGACCUAAUUUAUCUCUAUCGUAGGUCCUCUAGGAUUUUUGGGUUAGAUUCUUGCUGCUCAAUAUCUGUGAAUCGCUCCCAUUUCAGGGGUAUGUAAAGGAUUCCUCAACUUAGCUCAGAUUCAUAAAUGACAGUGUGUAGAGCAUAAACAAAAAUACAUACAAACAGUGAGCUCCAAAAGUAUUGGGGCAGUGACAAUUUCUGUUGUUUUGGUUCUGUAAUUCAGCACUUCGGAUUUUAAGUCAUACCCCACCAAAAAUGCUAACCUCCCCAGUUAUUGUAAUGGUGAGAGGUUAGCAUGUCGUGGGGGUAUAUUUAUGCCUCUAACUUUCUCUCUAAUCAUUAUUCAUGAUUCAUUCAGGUUUAUCUGUAAUCAUGGUUGCAUCCACAUUAAUGUUAAGUGUUAAGAAACCUAUACUAUUCUUAUUUACAAUAAAAGUGACUCCAAAAGGACACAUUAUUUACCAUUAAUUUCUAUUGGGGACAAAAUAAUCUGAAACACAUUCAAAACAAACAGCAAAUGCAUCCAACAAGUUUAUACAGUUACAAUCUUAACGUAGUAAAGAUGUGCUAGGAAUAUUGGACCAAAUACAUCACUUUUUAAUACUUUAUUACAGAUAUUAGUGGAUUUGUCCUCUGAAAUACAGCUACUAUGUACAAAAAGUGCUGUAAUUUCUAAACAGUUCACCUGAAAAGGAUGGAUGAAAAUGCCCUCAAAUUAAAGCUGACAGUCUGCUCUUUAACCUUCAUAGUCAUUGUAUCCUUUCAAAUCCAAAGUCCUGGAGUACAGAGCCAAAACAACAACAAAUGUGUCACUGUCCCAAUACUUUUGGAGCUCACAUAAAUGCAUACAUACACAGGUUUAGAGCCUUAACAGAAAGUAAUUAAUGUUGAAUGUUAUGUUGUUUUUGUGCAUCUCUGAGUGAUGUUCUAUUGAUUCCCGGGUCAUUUCAUGUUUUAAUGUGUAUCUGAACUAUUGCCGUUCAAGCAGGCAGAAAUACAGCCGAUAUGACAAGUUAUGCAUAAUUUAAAAGUUCAAUAUCUUGAAAACUUGAUUUCUGGCAUGCAUAACAUUUGGUGACUCUAUCAACAGAGGACCAAUUAAACAAAUACCAAAAGAUAGAUUUUAAGUGGAUUAUUCCAGCGGCGUCAGGCUCAGUAGUACCCCACAUGAGGACCAGCACAGCUGACCUCUCACCUUUCACACUCUGCACAGAUUUUCUGCUGCAUGUUUCCCCUCCUUACAUUGGUAUUUUUACUUUUUUAAGUACCAGAUCUUCCCAAAGCAGAAGGACAUAGGAAAAGAGGCUUUUCAAUGGUGAAUGAGGCAGUUGUAAAUCACCUAAGGAUAGACUGGUUGUUCUAAGGAUGAUGAUGAUGAAUUGGAACAUGUAAGGCAAACAUACAGAGAUAAUAAAUCAUGGGUGAAUAACUUCAUACAGUAGGAGACUGUGUAACAAUAGUGUUGACUCAUACGUCGCUAUCAGCCCAGGGUCUCUAAUGUUAUCAAAUGUAAUAUUUGUUCAAAUAUUGUAUGUGUAUAUGUAUGCAUGUCACUUUAACCACACAAUAAGAACACAUAUAUCUGUAGAGUAAUGUUCAAAGUCUAUUUUUGUAGAUAUGUCUUAACCAAAUCAUGGGUUUAAUGUUCUCUUCUCUUGUUGAAUUCUUGUUAUUUGAAAGAUUUGCUUUGAGACCAUGUGGUCUUGCUUGACGUUAGCAGUGACACACUGUAUUCAGUGAUGCAGGAAAUGCAUUCUUGUUGCGUAGGAUAGUUGCUGUUACAUGACUUUUAUUCUACUUCUGCUGAAGUUAUGAACCCUUGCUGUUUUUCUUUUGGACAUUUUCUCAGCACAUCUCUCAUAUUUACAACAUCAAUAUUAAAAUGCUGCCAUAAUGUGUCAGGAUUCUUCUGUAGAGUUAAGGUGUCUUCCUCUGGGAUUGUGCUCUCUGGAAGAGUGGGCUUUCCUGUAUUUGUUUCUCCAAGAUUUGAUGCAUUCAUUUGCAUCUUAUUCAGAUUGCUCAUCUGAUAUGUCUUAGGCAUGAAACAAAUUGUCUUGUAUGUUCUCAUUUUUCACACUUUUGCCACCUUGUAGGAGUUUGAGGCAGAUGCAACUAAAG
This is a messenger RNA of Salvelinus fontinalis (brook trout), 11281 nucleotides long. RefSeq names its product ovarian cancer G-protein coupled receptor 1-like. The record is from RefSeq and is a predicted model, not a curated record. Lineage: Eukaryota; Metazoa; Chordata; Actinopteri; Salmoniformes; Salmonidae. Gene Ontology annotation, biological process: G protein-coupled receptor signaling pathway; cellular response to pH. Gene Ontology annotation, molecular function: G protein-coupled receptor activity. Gene Ontology annotation, cellular component: membrane. The transcript has a single exon. Bases 7687 to 8742 code for a protein of 351 amino acids.